AUGGCGUCGACCUCAAACGAAAUUGUUUCGGAGCGGGGUAGGCCCAAACUAGUCCACGACGGUUAUGUAUACGUCAGGGAGAAGACGAGCAAAGACGGGUCCACUCGGUUCUGGAGGUGUCAACAAGUGGGUGCUUGCAAAGCUCGUUUGCACAGCUGUAUCGACAGUAAUGAAGUCCUCAAAGUUAUCGGGACUCACAGCGAUGAGCCUAACCCAGGAGCAAUCGAGAUGGCUAGCCGGAGAUGUUCCUUGAAGCGUCGUGCGGUAGAAAGCCAGAGUACACCACUGCAGCUCAUUGAAGAUGCUUUCGAAGGAUCUUCUCUAGCCGCCAAGUUAGUCGCCCCGAAUACUGAAUCCUUGGCUCGGACUGUGAAUCGAGCCCGAAAAGCCGAGAGAAGACCACCGGCGAUCCCUACUAGUCGGGCGACUAUUACCAUUCCUUUCGAAUACACUGUCUACCAGAGUGAGCCAGGCCUUUCUGAAUCUUUCCUGAUCGGCGACUCGGGUGAAGGAGACGAGCAACGCAUACUGAUUGUUGUCGUUCUUGCCGAGAGGGAAGGGUUCGUACUGCCGGCAUGCUACGCUCUGCUGCCGAAUAAGAGUGAAGAUACCUACCGCCGCAUGAUUCGAAUAAUACGCAACGCCUGGCCCUGCAUGAACCCAGAAGCGAUUUCAAUGGAUUUUGAGAAAGGCCUAAUCAACGCCUUCAGCGAAGCUUUCCCAGCCGCUGCGAUUCACGGCUGCUUGUUCCACCUUGUAAAGAAUUUGAAGAAAAAGCUCACGGAACUCCAUCUGAUGAGCCGCUAUCGCACCGACGGAAACUUUUCGCUCUCUUCGCGCAUGAUCGCCGGUCUUGCCUUCGUUCCCCCGAGUUCCAUGGACAACGUGAUUGCCGAGUUGGCAGUCUUUCUACCCGAGGAGUUAAUGCCAGUCCUAAAAUAUUUUGAAGACACCUAUGUUGGUUCGUUACGGCAUAUACGUCCGGACGGGAGCGUUGUACGUCAAGAGCCAUUGUUCCCCGUCCGCAUGUGGUCGGUUUACGAACGCACGAUCAACAACGACUCCCGGACGAACAACUAUGCCGAGGCUGCGCAUAAGAGGCUCCAGACCGAGUUUGGUGUAGACCACCCGUCGCUGUGGAGGUUAAUCGAUGGGUUGAAAAAGAUACAGCACCAUCGGGACAUUCUUCUCGCCCGAUACAUCAGCGGCCUUCAACCGAGAGCAAGGCGCAAGAAAUAUCUCAAAAUCGAUGAAAGACUUCGCGAACUUGUGAACACAUUCGGCGCUCGUACACCCGUGGAAUUCCUACGAGGCGUUGCCAACAAUUUUCUUAUGGAGAUCUGA
Galendromus occidentalis (western predatory mite) is the source of this 1344-nucleotide messenger RNA. RefSeq lists its product as uncharacterized. The record is from RefSeq and is a predicted model, not a curated record. Bases 1 to 1344 code for a protein of 447 amino acids. The transcript has 3 exons. Lineage: Eukaryota; Metazoa; Arthropoda; Arachnida; Mesostigmata; Phytoseiidae.